UUUGGUAAUAAGCGUAGGCGCCACAUAUAAAAAGGGGAAGUACGGCGAAGAAAAUUAUUAUUGAGUUCAUCAUUAAAUCAUCGAUAUGGCAGUCAAAGUCACCCUUGUUUUGUGCGGUUUGGUCUUGGCCAUACAGACCGCUUUCGCCCAAAACUACCGUGGAAACUCCGUGAUAGUGAACAACGCUAACGCAGCCGGCGGUCUGGGAGCGGCGUAUGGUGUUGCUGGAGGCGCUGCUGGAGCACUCGGUGCCGCCGGAGCACUCGGCGCAGCCGGAGGACUGGGCUGGGGAGUCGCUAGCGCGCCUGCGCUCGGACUGGGCUUGAACAACGGCUUGGGCGCUGGACUCGGCCUGGGCAACGCUGUGGUGGCAAGCCCAGCUUUCAUCGACCUGGUCAGUGUGUCCGCCGGAGGAGUGUUGCCGAUCUCCAGUGUGGGCCCCGUCGUCCCAGCCGGCCUCAACGUGGUGUCAGACAACGCGAUCGAAGGCGCUGUGCUGGUCAGCGGUCAGCUGCCGUUCUUGAGCGCUGUGGCCUUCGAAGGAGCCCUGGCUUCAGCUGGUUCCGGAGCCUCUUCUUGCGGCUGCGGUAACGGCAACAUCGGCAUAGUCAGCGAGACCGGAUCUACCGCUCUGCUGCCAGCUGCUGGCGGCCUUGGCCUGGGAGCCGCCGGACUCGGCGCUCUCGGUGGUCUUGGCGCACUCGGACCUAGAGGUCUCUACUUCUAAAUAAACAAUUUCAAAACAUUUCGAAACCGAAAAUAAAUAUUGAUCAUCAGAAUAUAA
Plodia interpunctella (Indianmeal moth) is the source of this 784-nucleotide messenger RNA. RefSeq names its product chorion class B protein M2410-like. The coding region runs from base 86 to 727 and encodes 213 amino acids. The record is from RefSeq and is a predicted model, not a curated record. Gene Ontology annotation, molecular function: structural constituent of egg chorion. Gene Ontology annotation, cellular component: egg chorion. NCBI's taxonomy places the organism in Eukaryota, Metazoa, Arthropoda, Insecta, Lepidoptera, Pyralidae. The transcript has 2 exons. Gene Ontology annotation, biological process: multicellular organism development; chorion-containing eggshell formation.